Messenger RNA from Haliotis rubra (blacklip abalone), 989 nucleotides. RefSeq lists its product as uncharacterized. The record is from RefSeq and is a predicted model, not a curated record. The coding region runs from base 142 to 861 and encodes 239 amino acids. Lineage: Eukaryota; Metazoa; Mollusca; Gastropoda; Lepetellida; Haliotidae. The transcript is spliced from 6 exons.
CGUAUACCUGCGCAGAAGGCACGCACGUCGAGAGAGGCAGAGCUUCGACCGAGUGUCUGGCAUCUGGGUCGUGGGCUCGACCCAACUUUGUCUGUCAAACGGACCGUCACAAGCUUCUAUCAGUUGGUCCCGGGGGGACAGAUGAUUCAGUUUGAUCUUCCCCCGGGUCAUGAGAAACCCCGAGAAGUUGACCACAAAAGCCAUUGUGUCCGUGAAGCUAUCUAUGACAUCAUUUCCGGUAUGAUCUACUUCAGCGCCGUUGGUGAUCCACCUGUUAUUGGUUACCGAACUCUCGACAACCCUGUAAUGAUGGCCCUUAUGUUUGGGGACGUGGCCGUGGGACUUGCUGUGGAUUAUCUGGCGAAUUUACUCUUUUCUUGUUACUAUUCUAAAAGAUAUAUAUCAGCAAGUGACAAGUUUGGUCGAGAUGCGAAGCAAAUAUAUGAAGCGAAUGCUCAGGUUAACAAACUAGCUUUGGACAGAGACAAGCGGUACGUGUAUUUCGCAUGUGCAAAUUCAAUUGGUCGUGUCGGAUACGAUGGGUUUAACUACGUACGCAUCACAAGGACUGCUAAACCUGCUGGGCUAUAUCUGAAUGAAAACGUCCUCUACAUCUGCUCCAGCGUCACUGACGACAUACACAGCUUUAACCUGACCAGCAAUAAACUCAAGACCAUUGUGUGGGCCGAUAGCGACACCCCACACCGAUGCUGGGACAUUCUUGCCGAAAACGGCCAUAUCUAUGUAUCUCACAUCCAGAAAACGACCAUCAGCAAGUUCUCGCUGAAUGGGGAGAAAGAGGAAGGACUGAAAUACAGCGGCGUAUAUAAGGGCAUCCGGGCACUCGUCUAUGUUCCCUGACCUUGACCUCUGUUCACAGACAGGAAUGGAGCCUGUCGUUCUUGUUCUCUGACUCCUCGUAUGAAUUCUCUGACUUGUGUGUCCGAGGUCUGGUCCCUCGCCUGUGUUUUCUGUUUUGUUUCCUCACA